AAAGAUACAAGCCAACUAACUGAAGGAAUGAAACAGCUCCAGGGAUAGUUUUGUGAGAUCCGGCCCGACGGCGAGUUAGGAAAGCCUUUUGCGAUGGACAAACCUGAACUUGAUGGAACUUCAGAAAUCUUGCAAUUAACGAAGGCGCUUCUCGAAUAUUCCAAAAAAGCGCGCUCAGGAAAUCUGAUGUUGCCUUCUAAUCCUCGAUCUUCAAUCUGGAAAAGAGUGGUGAUGGCGGCCAUCUGACACGAGCUCUAGCUAAAGGUCAACAGAAUAUGUUGACACCAUCCUUCUGGAUCACACUUAGAGAACCAGUUUCCAAACGAAUAACAGAAAUGGACGAAACCCUCCAUGGAAGCAUCUAGAAGCAUCGACACUGGGUCGAAGAAUGUCAAUUCUCUUGAUACGGACCAAUCAUAGGGACCUCGCGGAGGGCUCACGCUUACACUUAAGUGCAAAUGCGCUGGUGAGUACACAGAACAUCAGAUGCUUCAAAAUAUUGUGUACCUACCACUACAUUCUUUUUUUGACAAAAACCCUCGUUACGAUUGGUUGGCGUGUAAAAAAGCUCACAACAAUCUCACCCCGAAUUUAAUCGCCACGAUGUCGAUAUCUAUUGAGCACGAAGACAAUACCUUCAAACAAGGCGAGCAUGUAGAAGAAAACAUUGUCGAUGUCUACGACGACGAGGAAGAAGUAAUUUCCAACUCUGGAUGCGGCGUUCUCGGACGCGACGACACCAAGGAAAAGGUUAUUAACUGGGUAGGUCUCAUUGGAGAUCUAUUCAUCCGUUCGCUGAAGUGCGUUGUUCUUCCUCUCGUCUUUAUCAACGUCAUUAUUUCGGUCGUUGAUAUGAUGACUAUCGGUCGCGCGGGAUCGAUCGGAUGGAAAACAAUUGGACUGUACUUAACGACUACUGUUAUUGCCUCCAUACUGGGCAUCCUUUCUAUCUUGUCGUUCAAGCCACUGUUUGAAGAAGGAACCUUUACAGCUAGUAGCCCAGCAACAAUCAAGCUCGGCUGCAACGACUCUGGUGAAUACAAAACUGAAUUGCAAGACGGCACCCUUACGUGCACCGCUGAUACAGGUAACAGCUCUCAGUUUUUCAUCGAAGAUUUGUCCCAGAGUUUUGUUCGGGCAAGUGGAAGUGUCCGUUCAGAUAUCUCCCUCAGUGACACCAUCUACGAAGGCGUGUUUACAAAUCGUUUGUGGAGGCUAAUUUCGCGGCCGUUCGCCAUUGCCUUUAGUGUUGCUUUGAGCAAGGUCUUUGACCGCCAGCGCGACCACGAUACCAGUUUUAUCAUCCCUUUUCUGAAAGAGCUGGACUCUGUGUUUCUGACGAUAAUCAACUGGAUCAUUAUGUGCACUCCUUUUGCUGUGCUUUCCUUGAUUGCGUCUGCCAUUGGAAAACAAGAAGAUCUGGCCGAUUCAUUUGCCAACGUGGGGUAUCUGGUCGUGGCGACUAUAACUGCUAUGGCUCUGCAAAUUGCCGUAGUCCACUGCCUCAUCUUUGGUUUGGUCACACGAAGCAACCCCUGGCACUACCUCAAGUAUAUGAUUCCGGCACAAACAAUGGCGUUUGCGUGUUCAAGCAGUGCUGCCACAAUCCCCAUGACCCUCAAGUGCGUUCAAAGCACGAACCGGGUACCUGAGCCAGUCGCACGUUUUGUGAUUCCUUUGGGUGCGACCGUGAACAUGGAUGGAGGAGCCAUUUAUUUUCCAUGCGCCUGCAUUUGGCUUGCUGUUUUGAACGGUAUUGACCCCGAUAUUGCCUCGUACUUUUUGCUGGUUAUUAUUUCGACAAUUGGUAGUGCCGGGACGGCACCGGUUCCUUCGGCGAGUUUGGUAUUAAUUAUCACGGCUUACAACACCGUGUUCAACACAACUGGCGUGCCCGAAGGGUUCUCCUAUAUUCUUGCGAUUGACUGGUUCAUGGAUCGUCUACGCACAGUCGUCAAUGUGACGGGAGACACUGUCGUGGCUGGUAUGGUUUCCCACUUAUGUCCCGACGGAUUACACGAGACAAAGACCCGACACGAUAGCUCUGUGGAAGACGAGCCGUCCACGGAUGAGGAAGUUGCCAAGCGCCUUCCCAGUAUGCCUCUUUUUGGCUUUCGCAAACAACGCAAAGCAUCGCGGUCACCGUCUCCGACACGCGGCGCCGCUUCUUCGUCGACCGCCAGUCGUGCUAAUACCGGAACGACGAGGCCAUUACGAAGUCGUCGGACUCACGUGGAUAGUGACGAGCGCAUGCAUAACCCCUUGGGAUCUCCCAUGCUGCUUCCCACCAAUUACGAUCCCGAUGGGCGGCUUGGACAGAAUGCGUACCAGACUUCGCCGUCGAUGAACACAUGCAACAAUUUUCUGCUGGGUGGAAACUACUACCCUGGAAAAGACAAGAAGCGACGGCACUAUCGGACAAAGGCUAUUUGGUAUCGGAUAUUCUGUUCAAGCGGACCGAGACAGAUUGUGACUUUUAUCGUUUCUCUCUACUUGUUUCUGUGGCUGCCGAUUACGCACUUGCUUUCCACAUCCCAGGCUCCAAGCUUGACGAAUUUUGACUGGCUCUUGCGGGAUACUACUUUGCAAUUACCCACCAUGGAAGAACAGCGUGAUACGGCAUCCAAGUUAAACAUUGAACGCGAUCAGCUGGAUGCCGAGGGGGGUAUAUCGGACCGGCUACGAAUAUUAGAAAAAAUUGUGCCGGACUGGUUUCACAGGAACGACGAGCAACCCCUCGCAAAACCCGACGUGCCCGUCAGUUCCAAGACCGAGACACAGCCAAUACCAACAGGUGAUCGCAUCCCACAGCCCAGGAAAGACGUAGAUUCGGAACACAUCGUAGAAGAUAGGCCCCCGGAGAAUGAUGGAAAAGUCCACUCGCGGAAGGCGCGCAUUACGAGAAUGAAAGAAUCAAACAAAGAUGGCGUAGAAAAGGGAAAUGAACUCGCAAAUCCCAAGGCGCUCGAACCCUAUGGUGGGCCAGCAUUGGUCGUCCGUAAAGCAGGGGACCGCAUUCGGCACUUAGGCAAUACCGAUCUUUUUGUAAAUGAGACCAAAUGCCCAGCCAACCUUAUCCCAGACGAUGUUCAAACAACCCUCGUAAUUCAGUCGAGCUCCAAUCGCUUAUGGAUUUUAGCGGAGACUUGUAAGCGAUGGAAUGACCCGAUCAUAGCAGUGAUCGCUUUGACAAGUACAGAGGACCAUGACGAGGUUUCGGCGCUGCUUUCUGGUUGGGACGAUAAGUGUCCUCACCUUCAAGUAAUUGUGUACCAGAUGGAUACAGACGAGGAAAAGCCUGAGAUGUAUCCUGUGAACCGCUUGCGCAAUAUUGGAUUGGAUGCAGUGCAUACAAGCCACGUACUAGUUGCGGAUGUCGAUUUUAUUCCGGCGCAAGAUUUGGCUCGGUUGAUUCGCACGACGCUGCUUGACCGUGCUAGACUUCGAGUACUGAAAGAUGACAUGAUCCCGAAAGACCAAGAUGCGAUUGUUGUUCCCGCAUUUGAACGCCUACUGGCAGAACCGUGUACAUCCGAGGAUAGCUGCAAAGAACAUCUUCGAAGCAAUAGCUCAUUCAUUCCGCAUACUUUUGACGAUCUUCGUUCUUGUAUUGCCGAAAAAAGCUGCAUCGUUUUCCAGAGUAAAGUCAAUUGGGAAGGUCAUUUUUCGACCCACUCGGAAGACUGGCUGAAGAAGAAAUGGUACCAGGGCGAACCGAUCGCUUUUGGCGAGGGCAAACCAAGCGUCCGUCACAUUCGCACGCUCGAUUGCUUCGACUCGCUACGCUACGAACCAUACGUCGUCCUGCAAUGGUGUCCGACGGGCAAACCUGAUCCAGUACGGGCCACUGCUCCUUACUACGAUGAGCGCUUCCACGGCUACGGCAAGAACAAGAUCCAGUAUAUUCAACACUUGCGGUUAGCGGGUUAUCACUUUGCUGUUUUACCCGAAGGUUUUAUUGUGCACAACCCACACCGCGACUCCAAAGCCAAGGAAACUUGGAACAACCAAAUCGUGUGGCAACGGUAUUUCGCGACAUCGCUUCUCAAACGCGUCGACUUGUCGCUCCGCAACUUGUCUCAGAACCGUAUCCAGUGCUCCGCGAAUGACUGGAUCACUGACCGUCAUUUCGACUUGAAAGUCUACUUUGCAUUGUGUGUUUUCGAAACCAUCUACCGGACUGAGCGUCCAUUGACUCCGCAGCGAAUCGAACAUUUUGCUUUCGAUACUUUGCGUUUCCACAGUCCAGCGCUCCGGAACCACGUGCACCCGAGAAACCGGCAACAAUGGUUUGGGUGCCGGACUGAUGCGUCUAGUCUAGGCAACGAGAAGGCAACUUGCUACUUGUACGGCAAAGAGAUACACCCGAAGCACGCCAAGGACUCGCGAUUUCAUCCAUCCGGAAUGUUCACAUUAUUCGGCUCGGCAGGAAAACUCAUCCAACGAUCAAUCCGUACGAAUAGCGGACUCCUCGACUAUGACGUCAUGAAAGGUUGGGACGAGUUUCGUACGAUCUCCCGUGACACGUGA
Messenger RNA from Phaeodactylum tricornutum CCAP 1055/1, 4530 nucleotides. RefSeq lists its product with no specific name. Bases 487 to 4530 code for a protein of 1347 amino acids. The transcript is spliced from 7 exons. The record is from RefSeq and is a predicted model, not a curated record. Gene Ontology annotation, cellular component: membrane. NCBI's taxonomy places the organism in Eukaryota, Bacillariophyta, Bacillariophyceae, Surirellales, Neidiaceae. Gene Ontology annotation, molecular function: symporter activity.